Molecule: messenger RNA, 6857 nt
Organism: Ahaetulla prasina
Lineage: Eukaryota; Metazoa; Chordata; Lepidosauria; Squamata; Colubridae
Gene: MCF2L2
Product: MCF.2 cell line derived transforming sequence-like 2
Exons: 31
Coding region: 5-3520 (1171 amino acids)
Biological process (GO): intracellular signal transduction
Cellular component (GO): cytoplasm
Molecular function (GO): protein binding; guanyl-nucleotide exchange factor activity
Source: RefSeq, a predicted model, not a curated record
UGAAAUGCUGGUCUGGCUGAAAGAAGAAGAGAUGUCGCAUCGGGAGCUCAGCCAGCGCCUGGCAACGGUCAUCACCCAUGUGGAUGAAAUAAUGCAACAGGAGAUCAGGCCUGUCACGGCGGUGGAGAUCAUUGAACAACUACACCGGCAGUUUGCUAUUUUGUCAGGUGGAAGAGGCAAAGAUGGGGCACCAAUCAUUACCUUUCCUGAAUAUCCAGGUUUCAGUGAGAUCCCCGAUGAAGAUUUUCUGAACGUUGUCACCUACUUAACUAGCAUUCCCAGUCUGGAAGCUGCCAGCAUCGGUUUUAUCACCAUCAUAGACAGACGGCGGGACAAAUGGAGCGCGGUCAAGGCAUCGCUCACCCGAAUCGCAGGAGCAUUUCCCGGGAAUUUGCAGUUAGUCUUUGUCCUCCGGCCGUCCCGUUUCAUCCAAAGGGCGAUCGCUGACAUCGGCAUCAAACUGUAUCGCGAUGACUUUAAAAUGAAGGUACCGAUCAUCAUGUUAAACUCAGUGUCUGACUUACAUGGUUACAUCGACACAAGUCAGCUUACUCGGGAGUUAGGAGGAACCUUAGAAUAUGGACACAGUCAGUGGAUACACCAUCGAACCGCCAUUGAAAAUUUUGCCAUGACUGUGAAAACCACAGCACAGAUGUUACAGGCCUUUGGAACAAACCUGGCGGAGACUGAACUUCCCAACAACGUCCAGUGCACGGAAGAACUUUUGUGUUUCCACACGGAACAACACACCAAGUUGAAGGACGAGCUGAAGCUAGCGGUGAAGCAGGGAGCCAUGCUACUGACUUGUAUCCGAGAUCCUGUCUCACGAAGUGCCACCAGCAGACUCAGUCCUGAUGAACUAGAAAACGUGGCAACGGUGGAAAGAUUGCUUGCCCAGUUGGAUGAGACCGAAAGAGCUUUUGAUCAAUUUUGGUCCAAGCAUCACCUAAAACUAGAGCAAUGUUUGCAGCUCCGACAUUUUGAACAGAAUUUCCGAGAGGUCAAAUUAACACUGGACAACUUGAUGGAAGUGCAAGCAGUUUUCACGGAUAUUGGAGACAGCAUCUUCCGCGUGGAGCAUAUCCUGAAGGAACAAAGGCAGUUAGAAGAAAGAGGACAGGAACCUUUGGAAAGAGCCCAGUCCUUGGCUGUCCAUGGAGACCAGCUGAUCCAAAAUGACCAUUAUGCAAUUGAUUCCAUCAGACCAAAGUGUGUGGAACUCAGGAGGAUCUGCGAUGACUUUGCCAAUGAAACCAAGAAAAAAUACGAUAUCUUGGGGAAAUCCCUUGAAUUACACAGACAGUUAGAUAAGGCUAGCCAGUGGGGUGAAGCUGGGAUCUACCUCUUAGCUUCCCAAGCUGUAGACAAAUGCCAAACACAAGAGGGAGCUGAAACUGCACUUUGUGAGAUAGAGAAGUUCCUGGAAACUCUCAAAGACCACCAGAUGCUGAAUGCAAAGGAGUUCUACAACCAGUUUGACGCGAUUCUCACCCCAGAAAUAAAGAGCAAUGCCCAAAGAGUACUACAGAAACUCGAAGACGUGCAAGAAAUGUUUGAGAAAAGACAAGUCAGCCUGAAGAAGUUGGCAGCAAAACAGACCCGGCCAGUACAACCCGUUGCCCCUCAUCCCGAAUCCUCGCCCAAGAGAGCCUCUCCUAAAACCGUCCGUCCUGCCCCGUUAGCUCCCAAUAGAAGAUCAGUAGAAAUUCCUAGCCCUCCAAAAUCCAUUUCUGAUGCAGAUUUGUCAAAAAAGAAAAGCGUAAAGAAGGCUAAAGGUGGAAUUAAGAUUGAAGUGAUGCAUGAAGCGAGUCAGGGAGGUUCCAGCAGAGUCUUGGUAAUAAGUGAAAGUGAAGAAAACCUUUCCACUAGGAGAAGCCAUAUAAUAAAUGAACUGAUAGAAACUGAACGUGCUUACGUGGAGGAGCUUCAGAGCAUAAUUGAGGGCUAUGCGUCAGAAAUGGACAAUCCUGAUUUAAUUCACUUGAUCCCAGCUGUAGUUUUGAACAAGAAAGAAGUUCUUUUUGGAAACCUCUCAGAAAUCUGUGAAUUUCACAACAGAAUCUUCCUCAAAGAGCUGGAAAACUGCAUAGAAAAACCUGAGCUUUUGGGUCGGUGCUUUUUAAAAAGAAAAGAAGAUCUCCAGAUCUAUGAAAAAUAUUGCCAAAACAAGCCAAAGUCAGAGGCUCUUUGGAGGCAGUGUGGGGACAGCCUUUUUUUUCAGGAAUGUCAGAGGAAAUUAGAUCAUAAACUCUCCCUUGAUGCUUAUCUUUUAAAGCCGGUCCAGAGGAUUACCAAAUAUCAGUUGCUUCUGAAGGAAAUGUUAAAGUGCAGCAAGAAUUCUGAAGGCACUGCUGAACUUGAAGAAGCUCUCGCAACGGUCCUCGAUAUCAUCAAGUCAGCGAAUGAUUCCAUGCACCAAAUAGCCAUUACAGGCUAUGAGGGAGAUGUAGCCGAGCUGGGUAAAUUGCUCCUUCAGGGUUCAUUCAAUAUCUGGACCGACCACAAGAAGGGGCACAACAAAGUCAAAGAUUUGGCCAGGUUCAAACCAAUGCAGAGGCAUCUCUUCUUAUAUGCAAAAAGCCUACUUUUUUGCAAGAAACGGGAAGAAAACACAGACGGUCACGAGAAGUCUCCUUCCUACAGCUUUAAAAAUGCCUUGAAGAUGAGCACUGUUGGCAUUACGGAAAAUGUCAAAGGUGAUAGUAAGAAAUUUGAGAUCUGGUACAAUGGCCGAGAAGAGGUCUAUAUUAUUCAGGCAGCAUCUAUGGAACUGAAGAACACGUGGGUGUCAGAGAUCAGGAAAGUCCUAACCGGACAACUGGAAGCUUGCAGAGAAGCAAGCCAGCUUCACCAAAGAAUCACAGAGAGCGUUUAUCACGCACCAAUGAAUUCAGCCAACUCCUCCAGGUACGGCAGAAAAUCCCUGAGUUUGUGCGAAAACAAAUCCGAACUCUCAAGCUUGGAAAUGUCAAACAAGCGGAACGUGAGCCCCAGCACCAGGCAGAAAAGAGGUCCCCUUGUUCCUGCGGUUAAAGUCAAGAGGCACGAGAUCAAAAGUGAUCCAACUCCUUUCGGUUUUGAAGGUUGGCCGAGUAGACAGAUGCCAUCGCUAGAUACAUUUGAGGACUUCGAAGCCAUUCCAUCCAGCACUGAAGACCUCUCAAACUCUUCAGAUCUGGAGGAGGACAGCCACCCUUCUAAUGGAUCAAAUCUAUACCGGGUAGAAGGGAGUUUUGAUACCUGCUUCCCAGACUCCCUCACCUUAGAAGAGGGCGAUCUAGUGCAGUUUAUUCAGGAAGGAGAGAAUGGACAAUGGUUAGUGAAGAAGCUAGUUUCAGAAAAAACAGACUGGAUCCCAUCCAGUCUGUUACAACCAGCAGAAAGUGAAGCCAACAGCAGUUGUAGAAUCAGCAAUUCAGAUGUCUACAGCGAUACCCACAGCUCUGCAUCCACAAACUCAGAAAUGAAGAUGGGAGAGCUGAACCGAAGCUUAACAGCUGGACAGAAAGCUGGAAGCUGAGCAGACACGGAAACAUCUCCUCAGGACUCAAUCUUUUCUGUUUACCUGCCGAUGCUGGACCAAAUUGCCUUUUUUUUUUCUCCCAAGCUCUGGAUUUCACAAUUUCAAUAUUUUUGUCAACGUGAAACACAUUAAAAAAAUAGAGAGAGAGAGAGAAUCUAGUAAAUUUCAAAAUCGGUUAAACUUCAAAGAGGUCCGAGUUACCUUCAUAUUCGACAAAACACACUCAUCGUGUGCAUUUUUUUUUCUUUUGCACUGCAUUUUUUUAACGUCAAAAAUUAGCCUAAAUUAGAUGGACGACGCCAGAUUGGGUUGAUACCCCCCCCACACCUCAGUUUUGGGACGGAGUGCUGGAUUCUCGAAACUCAGAUCACCGGAUCUUCAAGGUGCCAUUCUGUUGGGCGGAAUGAAAGGUGUUCGUUCGCCAGUUUGGAUCGGCUGCUCAGCCACUCGUUUUCCGUGGCUCGAUCUAACUCACGUGCUGUUAUCUCAAAGACAAUCAAAACCAAGGGACACCACCCCCCCCCAAAAAAAAGUCGAAGCUGAGUGACGACGAAGAAAGUGCAAUUCCUCAAACCUGAGCCAACGGGCACACCUUUGCACGACGGCGAAAGGUGUAACUUGCCUUGGGUUAUGUACGUGUAAUCUUUUGUCUCUACAGGGUGUUUUGGAUGCUGACUGGAAGUGGAUACGUAGCGUGAAAACUCAAAAAAGGGGAUGAGGAAAGGGCUUUUGGGAAGGCAAUUCUGGGAUGUGGCAUUGACAUUGCCAGCUUUGUUCCCCUUUGGAGGUUUCGCAUCCAGUUCUGUCUAAUGCUGCAAUUCAGUGUUUUACACUUGCGUGGAAGGCAUUUGGGCAUUGUCCUAUGUUGGGCUCUGGAUUAGAAUACAGAGUUUUCAUCCUACCCAAAAUAUAUAAUGAAUUCCCCAUAUAAUGUCCCUCUCCCCCAUCAUCCCCAAAAAUGAGGUACUUGCCAAGGAGAAUGUGUUGUUGCUUGAAAGUUUCUUGCCAUAUCAUAUUUCAGGGGGGGAGUUGGGGAAGCAUUGCAGCCCUCUGAACAAUAUCAUGAGUUUGCCAUCAGUACAAAAGAAAAUUAUUACCCCUGGUUCAAUUUAAAAGCUUCAGAGGUUGUCAUCCCGCUUAAAGAAUACUGAGCAACUGAGUUGGAAGGGACCUAAUCCAACCCCCUGCUCAAGCAGGAGACCCGAUCCCAGCGUCGGUGAACCUUUUCAGCACUUAGUGCCAAAACGGGAGCGCUCGCACAUGUGCCAGAAAUGAGAACAGCAGCCUCCCUGGUGCACAUGUGCGUGCCAGGAAGAUAAAAUUCUGGGUUAGGGUGCGCAUGCUGGUUUUUGCGCACACAUGAACACCAGAAACCGGAAGACCAGGUGGCUGGUGCGCAUCCUUGUGCAGGAAACUGGAAGAUUAUAUUCCUGGCACAUGUAUGUGCACCAGGUGGCUACAUUUCCAGCACUCCAGCACACAUGAAGACCAGCUGGCCGGCGCACCGGAACCUGGAAGAGCAACAGGCAACGACUCGCAUGCCCGGAGAAAUGGGUCUGCGUGCCACUUCCGAUACAUGUGCUGUAGGUUCGCCAUCACGGCCCUAUCCAAUGCUUCUCAACCUUGGGCGUGUGAAGAUGUGUGGACUUCAAUGCCCAGAAUUGAGCUGUGUGGAGUUCUGGGAGUUGAAGUCCACACAUCUUCAAGCUGCCAAGGUUGAGAAACACUCACUGCCCUAUACCGUGGGUGUCCGAUCUCUCCUUAAAAUCCUCCAGUUUUUUUUUCAUUUAAACCUCCAGGCAUUGCAAUUUGCAGGAUUCAAGGUGCAUGUCAGCACCAGAGGGAAAGAAUUAUAGUGUGAAAUUAUUUUGCACGAAGGCUUCAUUUUGAUGAUGAAAGGGGAAAGCUAGGUUCUACAAAUCUGCCUAUAGUGUCAUGUUCAAAAAUGUUCCUUUUUUUUCUGAACAUAGGAAUAGGAUGACUUGAUGAGUGCUAUAUAAAAGCCUGGUCACUCAAGAGAAAUCCAAAGAUUCUUCUCCAAUUCCUGGAAUGUGGCAAAAAACCGCAUCUGAAAGUUGUAUUUCUGCGGUCUUAGCAACGUCCCAAGCUAAUUGAAUGCCUCUUGAUUGGCACAUCGAUCGGUAGAUGUGCUGCUUGAACGGUUUGAUAGAUCUUGGAAUCCCACCAUUAAAGCGGAAUUAUUUCCCGGAAUAAGGCUUUGUCCUGAAAGCCUAUGCUGAAGUGUUCAGCCAGUGGUUUUCAACCUAUGAACUGCACACCCCAGAGGGGACCGCGAUGUCAUCACAAGGGGUCCGCAAAAGCUUGAAAAACUGUUAUGAUUUAAAUCUUGAGUUAAGUCUUGGGGGGGCAGAAAAGGUAUUUAAAGGGGUUUUGUGGUGAAGAAAAGGUUGAGAACCACUGUGUCAGGCCAUUUUCCUGCUGAAUUUGCAAAUUACAGUUUAGUUAUAAGGCAGCAUUCCUCAGACUCAUCGACCGCCCCUUCAUGAAAUAUAUGGUCGUUUAUCGACACCCCCCCCCAAACAUUUAUUAUGUGAAAAUAACAAAUAAAACUUUAAGUAAUAGUACUACAAAUCGUAAUAACAGCAACAGCGGGAACUCUGUGGAUAGUUUCAUCAACCCUUGGGGGAGGGAGUCAUUACUGACCACUUUGGAACCUUGGUUUAGGGCAAGGAUGUCCAACUUGUUCACUUUAAAACCCGUGAACUUCAACUCCCAGAAUUCCCCAGGCAGCCAUGCCGCUGCAGGAAUUCUGGGAGUCGAAGUUCACAGGUCGUAAAGCGGCCAUCGUUGCCCAGUCCUGGACUGAUGCUACAGGGGAAGCCUUGCUAAUGCUUUCCUGGUGCGAAGGUUGUUGGGAUACCAGACGUUCCUGAGGAAGGAACUUCAUCAUAAAGUGGGUCCUGGGGAUAAGAGCAGUUGAGAAAUGCUGGCUGGCCAAUUCUGUGAGUCUGCAAGUCUUAAAAGUUGUUAAGGUUGGGCACCCGUUUCAGGAGUUUUAAGCUCCAGAUGGGCUUCCAGAUCACCUGGUAUUUCAUCACACAAAAAACUGAGCCAAACAGUAUGAGACAAGAGUGUAGCCUGUGUGGUAUAAGCUGGUUCUUUAAAGCAGGGGUCUCUAGCAACUGCGGACUUCAGCUCCCAGAAUUCCUCAGCCAGCUCUGAAUUCUGGGAGUUGAAGUCCUCAGGUCUUAAAGUUGCCGAGGUUGGAGACUCCUGCUUUAAAUCAUGCACGUACGGUAAGACUGGUAAUGAGAGAUUGUAACUUUAAAGCAGCGUUUGUCCACCUCAGCAACUUUUCAGACGAGUGGACUUC